This is a messenger RNA of Lottia gigantea (owl limpet), 1158 nucleotides long. RefSeq lists its product as hypothetical. The transcript is spliced from 5 exons. Gene Ontology annotation, molecular function: acetylglucosaminyltransferase activity. The coding region runs from base 1 to 1158 and encodes 385 amino acids. Gene Ontology annotation, cellular component: membrane. NCBI's taxonomy places the organism in Eukaryota, Metazoa, Mollusca, Gastropoda, Lottiidae. The record is from RefSeq and is a predicted model, not a curated record.
AUGUGUUGUGUUUUGAUAUACAUACAACGUUUCGAAAACUUGAAGAUAAAAUCAAGGACAGUAUUAGAUAUUGGCCUAGCUGGAAUACAGUCUCAAGUCAGGAACCCUUUAAAUCACUCGUUCCUAGUAACUGACUGGAACUGUUCUGCAUUUAUUCAUGGAAAGAGGUCCGAAACUAAAAGGGCUGUAAAAGCGAAAGUACGGUAUAUGCCAUCAAUUCAAAAUUUGAAUUGUUCAGAAUUUCGAAAAGUUUACGGAUAUGAUGACUAUUCAAUAAGUGAAGAAGAACGCAACUUUCCCAUCGCUUAUAAUAUUUUACUCCAUAAAGAUUUCAUCCAAGCGGAAUUUUUACUCAGAGCUAUAUACAGACCACAGAACUAUUAUUGUGUCCAUGUGGAUGGAUUUUCCCCUCCCAGCUAUCACGAGUCAGUUCAGAAAUUAGCCGAUUGUUUCGAGAAUGUAUUUAUAGUAUCAAAAACUGAAAAUGUGACGUAUGCGGGCUUCUCUCGUCUUCAGGCUGAUCUUAACUGUAUGAAAGAUCAUUUAAACCAGGACAAACCCUGGAAAUAUCUACUCAACAUCCCCGGGCAACAAUUCCCGCUAAAAACUAACGCAGAAAUCGUCGUCAUUUUGAAAAAUUUGAAGAACUUAAAUAAUAUUGUUGGGAUUACUAUCACGAGUCAGUUCAGAAAGAAAUUAGUCGAUUGUUUCGAGAAUAAACACCUUCCCCCACCCCACAAUGUUACGAUUUAUAAGGGUAGUGCGUAUGGUGUAUUUUCCCGCCAAUUUGUGGAUUGGAUCAUAAAUAAUAAGAAAGCACGUGACCUACUGAAAUGGUGCCGUGACGUGUAUUCCCCAGACGAAUAUUACUGGGCAACUUUAAACUAUAAUUUAAGGUUACAUGCUCCUGGAAGUAAUUCAAUUGAUGACGAGACGAAUCCAUUCCUUGCUGUGUACGUAGCAUGGAAAUACUCUGAAUGUUACGGAUCGAGAAAUAAAGGUUAUUGUACAUUUAGUGUCCGAGAUCUACCGACCCUGGUCAAACGACCUGAAAUGUUUGCCAACAAAUUAAGGAUAAAUUACGAUGCUUUAACAUUAAGAUGUCUUGGUGAAUGGGUAUAUAAUAAAACUUUAGGUCUUGUGCCUUCUGGGGUCUAA